UUCCCCAACUACACCUCACCUUACCUUACCUUCUCUUUUCUUAACUUCAAAUACAUCUUCCCCAUUUCCCUCUUAAUUAAAACUCUCUCAUGCUACAUCGUUGACUUUCCAAUUCUAUGCAAUAUAUGCAGUAUGUAUGUGUGUGUACCCCCCCAAAUCACCACUAGCUAGCAGAGCAUUGCCAUAGCCAUGGCUGACCAAACCACCACCACCACCUUAAUCAGAAGAUCUUCCCAUUAUUACUCCUUCAGGAGAUCAUGAAUAACACAGCAGCAACAGGCUCCACCGGGUUUCUGGGCUCCCAAAACAUCGGGGGAUUCGGCUAUGGCAUCGGGGUUUCUGUUGGGAUUCUGUUGCUCAUCACAACCAUAACCCUGACUUCAUAUUUCUGCACCAGGGUUCACCCGCCACAGGCCCCCGUGUCAGCUCGGAGGAGGAGGAGGAGGAAUACUAGUAAUAAUAAUACCCAGGAGGAGCCACCUGAACAGCAGCAACUGGGGCAGAACCAUAGUAGUUGCGUAGUGGAAGUUGGGGGUCUUGAUGAGGCGACCCUGUUGAGCUAUCCAAAGCUGCUUUAUUCGCAGGCAAAGCUCCACAAGAAGGACUACUCCUCCUCAUGUUCUUCCACAGCGUCGUGCUGCUCCAUCUGCUUGGCGGAUUACAAGGGCAGUGACACCCUCCGAUUGCUCCCUGAUUGCGGCCACCUCUUCCACCUGAGGUGUGUUGACCCAUGGUUGCGCUUGCACCCCACCUGCCCCGUCUGUAGGACAUCUCCAGUCCCCACACCCCUCUCCACCCCUCUCGCCGAGGUGGUUCCCCUAGCAGCGGCGGCAGCAACAACCAGGCACCACCACCAGCCUUCUUAAUUUAAUUACCUAUCAUUACAUUUACAAAUUACAAUAGCUGCCUAUUGCAUCGCAUACCAUUCGGGAUUGUUUUUUUUUUUUUUUAAAUAUAUUUUCUUCUUCUUCUUCUUCUUCUUCUUCUUCUUCUUGUGUACACUAAAAUUUUCAUAGUUAUUAGAACUCCCUCUCAGAUCUUUUCUAUAAUGAAAUCUCUUGAAUUCUUCGCACCUUAAUUGUGUAGUUCUUCUCUUCUCAAUGUCGUUUUGUAUUGCGUCAUCGUGAUCGGAAUAUGCAGAUCUCAAUUUUUGAAGAAAAUUUUCGUGUAAUAUAUAUUAUUAUUGUCUAUCUCAUCAUCAGCCAAGCCAAGAUAUGAUUAUGAGUUCAACUUUGCAUGAAAAAUUUGUGCCUUUUUUUUAAAAAAGUUUUAGUAUUAGCUUCUCUCCAUGUGGAGAUGUGAUGGUGAGGUGGGUGUGGGGCUUUUGUUUGGUUUCCUAGUGAUUUUCUUCAUGUGGGCAGGCAGAGGAAUGCUGAGGUAGUUUGCCCUGGUUUGUACGCUUCGAUUGGCAUGAAACAUAUCAAUUGAAUUUCGUAAUGGAGAAGUGAAUUCUUUUUCCAACAAUUGUUAGAGAUCCUAAAUACUUCUACAUGUAGAUGAGACAAUUGUUCUUAUAACAGGUUAAUCUCGAAAA
This is a messenger RNA of Camellia sinensis, 1534 nucleotides long. Its product is annotated as RING-H2 finger protein ATL70. The record is from RefSeq and is a predicted model, not a curated record. NCBI's taxonomy places the organism in Eukaryota, Viridiplantae, Streptophyta, Magnoliopsida, Ericales, Theaceae.